Messenger RNA from Rhodofomes roseus, 1617 nucleotides. RefSeq lists its product as uncharacterized. The record is from RefSeq and is a predicted model, not a curated record. The transcript has 3 exons. Lineage: Eukaryota; Fungi; Basidiomycota; Agaricomycetes; Polyporales; Fomitopsidaceae. The coding region runs from base 249 to 1361 and encodes 370 amino acids.
GACAAAACCUGAGCAACACCCCUCGAGCUACAAUCUCUUACAGCCCUGCCACGCCCUCGUUGCAUGCUCAUAAGCUUGGAACCGGCACUGACGAGUUCCAGCAACGUCAGUGAAGUUGACGCGUAUCGCACGAAAGGCCGUGCCCACAAGCCUCCCCUCCCAGGGACGCGGUCACAGUUCAAGUCUCUUUCUGACACGGAGGCUUUGAGUAGUGCGCACAAGUCAGGUAGCCUUAUUUGAAUGGCAAGAUGGAAUAUCAGGCUCCAUCCAGCGACAGUGACCGCAGCAUUUCCGAAAACGGCCGCAUCUUCUACAGGCCCCGCAUCACAACCAACGACCUACCUGCCGACGUUCUAGUCAUCAUCCUCGAAGAAGCCUUCUGCGCUGUGCGAGAGCUUUACACCAAGCGCGAAGCAGGUCGCCCGGACCCCAUUGAGUUGAAUUCUUGGCCUAGCUUCGAAGACUGUAUACCGGAGAAUCCUUUCGCAGAGUCUUUGGCCAGCGUCUCUUCUAUCUGGCGAGAAGUCAUGUCAAGUGUAUCGACGUUCUGGUCUCCUCUUAUCAUCUGGCUAGGCAGGGACUCUACGCCGAUCUCAAGAAUCCGUCAAUAUCUCUUCUGGUCGCGAAAGCAGCCCCUAGAGAUCUACGUCUUGCGCCGGUACGACCCCGCGAUAGCAGAUCAGACAGAGAAGGAACGAGUGGCCGCUAUCCUCGAGCUGCUCCUGCCACACGUGCAGCGGUGGAAAGUGCUAUGCUUGAAGCUCCUGUAUGCAAGCUCGCUUCCUCGUCCGCGUUUCGAACUUCUGGGAUGUGCCGAUCAUUUGGUACGGCUGAACCUUGACUUCAUCAUCGACGACACUGUCGGGAGUACUAUGACAACCGCGCCCGUGCCUGGCGUAUUCAAGACACCGAUGGUCCACGAACUCUCGAUGCACGGCCGCCACUUCUUGGAGUCCUACAUGGGGCCAUAUCCCAGCUAUGUUGUACCUCCUAAGCUUGCCCGCCUUGCCUUGACCAACUAUGCACGAGCUCCCCGGAACAACUCCCGGACUGUCGAAUUCUUCUCCCUGCUUAGCCUCGUUGAAAGCCUCGUGGCUCGCCCAGAUCUCCGCUUGCUUCACCUCGAGAACCUCGAACUCGAUUGCGUGUGUUACGUCUGGCCCGGCCGGCUCACGCCCACCCAGCAUCGCUGGGACGUCAAUGUCAAUUUUGUGGACAUGUGCGGCGACGUCAUCGCAGACUUCUCCGGGACAGCUACGUGGACCAUACUGCAUACACGCGCUGCACGCUCCCUAACCGAUUAUACCCCGCGCGCACCCAUCCCGUCGGCGAGUCGUUCAACACCCGCAUCGCCGGAAUAGCAUGCCCGCUGACGCUGAUGCACUACCUCGCCAACGUCGAGGGGGUUCCCGGAGGAGUUCGACGCAGGGCAUGUGGUGUCGUCGGUGUGGCAGCUCCGCGUGCGCGAUUGCUGCGAGCUCGCGGCGGGGGACAACGUUCGUUGGGACUAAGUAGCAGACGGCGAGCGACGAGCGUAGACAGACGUAGACCCAGACCUGUACACACAUGUACCACUAGUACUUACAUGCACAAUAAGAAGCGCCCAGAUUCCGAUUU